AUGGUCUAUGGAGUAACAGCGCGUGGUCUUCCUUGGACGUAUGGAACAACUCAGAACCUGACCAUCCAGACUUUCGACUACAGUGGAACAGACGACUUGUCCAACGCGGUCUUGACGGCGCAAGUUCCUGGGUUCGGCGUCUCCAUGGACUGUGCCCCUGCUCAAGUGAACAACUUGUCAAGUGCUCUGCAAAGCCGACCGUGGUUACCCGCAGGCAUUCUGGCCGAGUACCUCGUCGGCGAUAUUUCCAGUCCCGACUGCCAGCUGACUGGAGUUUCUCUCGGUCAGACUCCAGGUCACAUGUACUUCCAAGAGAACUUCGACCCAUCAACAGGCUGGAAAUCCAAUUACCAAGGCUUCUUCGACUACUACGUCUGCAAUAGUGGUUACAACUAUGUAAACUAUGGAAACCCUGACGUCCCACAGCCCCAUGCAACCUCACCAGAACAGUAUCGAUUUCUUCUGACAAUGUCGGAAGUUACUUUUUGGUACAACGGUACCAGCGGUAGCCUUCCGUCUUCAAGCCAGACCACAAAUUGGACGAUAGCCCAGUCAACAGCUGUGCUUUGCAGGCCAUCCUACAGCAUUGAUCUUUACGAUGUUACCCUCGCACCUUUGAAUCGGACGCUGUUGAGGGCAGAAAAAAUCUCGAAUACGUCUAUUGAUCUGAUCGGCUUCGAUUUGGGAAAAUUUCUCGAUGGGAUUGUGAAUUCCCUGUCUGUUGCAGACUUCGGAGAAGGCGGUCCGGACUACGUGAUUGCGCCUGUUCCUCAAAUGUUCCUGCUGCUGGAAGCGCUGCUGACAGAUGCUCCCAACGGAUCACUCCUGAAGCCCUUAAUCCAACCUGAUCUGUUGCAGAAUGUUUCGACCCAAGCACUUGAGGGUAUUGGGACGCAGUUUGCCGACCAGUAUCUCAAGCAGGCCAAGAGCGAGCCCCUUACCGGCUCGUAUAUGAUGACCCAGCAACGCCUGCAAGUCAAACGAUUAACCGUCGGAUUAUUAUUGACAGCUUUGGGCCUGCUUGUCAUCACUGUCCUGGUAUUGAUCAAGUUCAGACCAUGGGACACGGCGCCUUGCACUACUGAAUCACUUGCCUCGGCGGCGAUAAUCCUUGCGAGUAGUAAGGCCUUGAGAAGUCAUAUGCAAACGGGCCAGCCGGACUUGGACAACUCUGUGAGAAAUUUGGAGAGUCGUGAGUACCAAACAGUCGUCGGACCCGAAGGCCUUUUCGAAAUCCAGCCAGUGGUCGCUCCGAGCGUCCCCACCGCUUCCCUUCAUUCCAAAGAAGACAAGUCAAAGAAAGAAUUGAGCCCGUGGUGGAGGCCAAUAGCAACGAGAAAGUGGUUCUCGGUAUGUAUACUCCUUGUGCCACUGAUUCUCAUUGCAGUCCUCGAAGUCAUUCAGCACGUGUCGGAUAGAAAGCAGGGCAUUGUGACAUUGGACUCGAGUGAUAGUUAUCACUUGACAAUUUCCUACAUCCCGUUAGCUGUGAUGCUACUCGUAGCACUGUUGUAUGGUUCCUUGGAUGCUACGGCUUCUGCAUUCGCGCCGUUUCUUGCCCUCCGUCGAGGAAGUGCUCAGGCAGAAAGAUCGAUAUCUGCGAGUUUGUUGUCGAAACUGCCCCCACAUGCGUUCUACCUCUCCCUUCGCAACCGCCAUUGGGUUAACACCUUCACCAUCUUGGCAGCGACGGUCUCAAGCUUUUUGACUAUUGUCACGUCAGGCUUGUACAGUCCGGUGACUGUUCAGUCACCUCAUGCUGUGCAGAUGCAGCAACUGAGUGUUAUGAACCUAUCUCAUGUCGACCUCUCUGAGGGCGACAAUCUUGCAGGGGAGACCACCAAGCUCAUGAUGCUAUUCAAUCUUUCGAACCCAGUCGGGACCUACGACGACCUGGUCUUUCCCUCCUUUGAAGCUCAUAUUCCCGAUGCCCUGCUGGGUGGGAUAGCACCCAAUGAAGAGGUCUUGAUAUCAAUGACGAUGCCCGCCUUGCGCCCGUCGUUGCAGUGUACAGUGGCUCCUGUUGAUAGUAUUACUACUGCCGACAACGUCUACCACUCUGGUACAAUGCAGGUCCUUGUUGACGGAACAUACACAUACGCUGACCCUGGGGAAGGGAUCUUCAGUACCCAGAAAGCAGUUUUCCCGUGGUCUCUCGGCACAUCGAAUACGACCCUUGUGAAAGAACCAGGCGGCUCAGCAGAUUGGAGCUAUACAUACAUCAUUCCCAAUGACACGGAGACGUCCGUCCCAAAAACUCAGAUUGGAGCUACAUCUCCUGUACAGUGGAUAGCUGAUGGGAAGACCUUGACCGCUCAUCAGACUUCCACGGAACAUACAGGGAAGUUAGAUGUCGAUCCGUCCACAGCAAACUUUGGCUUUGCGGGUGGGUGGGCGUCCGGGACAAGAACGAAUCAGGUGGUCAACAUCAGCCUCGAUGGGGCGAACACUUUUAUGGCAAAUACAUGGAAAAUGCAGACUGACUUGGUCAUUACACUCUGCUACCAAAUCUUGGAAGAGGUUCAAACGAACGUCACUUUCAACUGGCCUAGCAUGACGACGAACCAGGACAAUCCGCCGGUUGCGGAUCAGGCGACUGCUAGGAUUAUCAUGAGCAACGAGACCUCGACUCCAACAUGGAAAAUGAACACUACCGUGACAUCGGCAUCGCCGCACUGGUUUGGCAUCUCGCUCAACAUGUUUCUGUGGGCGCUGCAAGACAACACCACUGCCGCAAACUGCCUGAAUGCGUGGUUCACCACGUUGCAGAACAGGAAAGGAGGACAGCCUCUCUCCGAGCUCCUCGGGCAGGCGAAUCAAGACGGAUUGAUCAAGGCUUCCAAUGACAUGUAUGCUCGCUACGCUGCGCAGGCCAUCAACGCCAAUAUGCGAGCAUCGGGUAAAGCAUCAGGACAAGAUCUACCCAGCUAUAAUGCAACGAUCUUGGUGCCGGUACUUCGACUCAAGCAGAACAAGGGCCCGAAGAUCGUCCUGCAGGUGUUGUUGGCUGUUAUGGCUGUCUGCGGGGCGGUUGCUUACUCCCUGUUGAAUACCAAGGAACUGCUCCGGCAGAGUCCAUGUUCAAUUGCCGGGAAGAUGGAGCUGCUUGCGAGGAGUGAACUGUGUAAUACGAGGAAAGUCAUUCCUGAGGGUGCAGAGUGGUGGGAUGGGAGACAAAGAAAGCGCAUGGGACUUUUUGACGGCUGGUUCUUCAGUCUUGGUUGGUGGGGGGAUGAAAUGAAAUGGUAUGGCAUUGAUACUGGGAGGGCAGAGAAGGUUCAGUGA
This is a messenger RNA of Capronia epimyces CBS 606.96, 3285 nucleotides long. RefSeq lists its product as uncharacterized. The transcript has a single exon. NCBI's taxonomy places the organism in Eukaryota, Fungi, Ascomycota, Eurotiomycetes, Chaetothyriales, Herpotrichiellaceae. Bases 1 to 3285 code for a protein of 1094 amino acids. The record is from RefSeq and is a predicted model, not a curated record.